Aspergillus bombycis is the source of this 891-nucleotide messenger RNA. Its product is annotated as EGFR-like transmembrane domain-containing protein. Bases 1 to 891 code for a protein of 296 amino acids. The record is from RefSeq and is a predicted model, not a curated record. The transcript has a single exon. Lineage: Eukaryota; Fungi; Ascomycota; Eurotiomycetes; Eurotiales; Aspergillaceae.
AUGAAAUCCCUCCCCCUCCUCACCACCCUCCUCCUAACCCUAACCACCACGCCAACAACGCAAGCAUGGACCUUCACCUGGCGCAACGCCUCCAACACCCCCUUCAUGGAGCGCAGCACGUCGCCGGCGCCCUGCACGCAGAUCGACCAAGCAGAAGGCAAGGAAUUCGUCUUCGAGCCCAAUAAUAGCCCCUACUCGUUCUACAUCUGGUCCAACGACAACUGCUCGGGUUCCUACAGCGGGUUCACGCCGCCGUCGCGGUGGGGCAAGAAGGCGUCGACGGAUUUGCGCUCGUUUAUGGUGAAUUAUGGCGGGAAUGAUGGGCCGUCGACCACUGCUGUCCCUAGUUCUUCUUCUACUUCUACUUCUUCUUCUAGUUCUACGUCGACGGAGACGUCUACUGCCACGGGGGGUAGUGCCACUACCACUGCUACUGCCUCGGCGAGUGCGACCUCGUCACCCGGUGACCCACCCGGCUCGUCGUCGGGGAUAUCCGGGGGAGCGGUCGCGGGGAUCGUGAUCGGCGUGGUAGCCGGGAUAGCGGUCGUGGGAGGAGCGUUUUGGCUUGGGCGGCGGCGGCGGGACAGAUCUGGAGUGAACCCCGGCCAGGGCUUCGGGUCUGCGUCGGGAUCGGGACCCGGAGCGGGAUAUGUGCAGCCGGGGACGCCGAUUGGGGGGUCCGAUGCGAUGCCGUAUGCCGGGGGUUACAUGGGGGCAGAGGUGGCCAAGGCGCCUCUACCUUCCAUGUAUGAGAAUCAUCCGAUGAGUCCUGUUCCUGCGUAUCAGCCGCCCGUGGGACAGCAGUUUGCGGAGUUGCCGGGGGAGAGUGCGCGGGUGGAGAUGAGUGAUACGUCGAGGGUGAAUGAGUUGGAGGGUAGUGCGAAGCGGUGA